AUGGCUCCACGAAAACCAAUUUCGCAAAGACAACGGCAAACCUGGUGCAAAGAGUCAAUGAAAAAAGCGAUCGAAGAUGUUCGAAGUAAGAAAAUGGGCUCUUUAAAAGCUUCCAAACUGUACAAAGUACCCCGAACAACUCUAAGACGUUUGGCUGCUAAAGUAGAUGUACCAGCAGAGGAAGCGGCUUGUGCGAAACUAGGAAGAAGACCAACAUUACCACAAGAACUAGAGAAACAAUUAGUUAAGUAUGUGUUAGCAAUGGAAGCUAAGUUGUUCGGCUUAGUACGCAAGGACGUCAUGAGCUUAGCCUAUCAGUUGGCUAUAAAAAAUAAUAUCACUCAUACCUUCUCGGCAAAAAAUGAAAGUGCUGGUAAAGAUUGGCUGAAAUCUUUUUUAGAAAGAUAUCCAGAACUUUCUUUUCGCCGUCCAACAGGAACAUCAUUUGCCAGAGCAAAGGGAUUCAAUAAAGAAAGUGUGAACCAUUUCUUUGAUAUUUACGAGAAAUUGAUGGAUGAAUACAAGUUCCCACCCGGAAAAAUUUUCAAUGUGGACGAGACUGGCAUUAGUGUUGUUCCAUCCCAACUGCCCCAAGUUCUAAGUCAAAAGGGAAAACGGCAAGUUGGUGCUUUGACAUCUGCUGAAAGGGGUUCUUUAAUAACUUGCGUGAUAAGUAUGAGCGCUGGAGGCUCUUUCGUUCCACCCAUGAUUAUAUUCCCCAGAAAGAGAAGUCACCCGCUUUUAAUGAAAGGUGCACCUCCUGGUGCCAUACACGAAUGUCAUCCUUCUGGUUGGAUUCAAACCAACCUAUUUACAAAAUGGUUUCAACAUUUUAUUCAGCACGUGAAACCCACUGAAGAAUCUCCGGUAUUGCUUAUUUUAGAUGGCCAUACCAGUCAUACCAGAAACCUUGAAUUGAUUGAUCUCGCCAGAAAAAAUCAUGUCCACUUACUAUCAAUUCCUCCACAUUCCAGCCACAAAAUACAACCUUUAGAUAGGUCAUUCAUGGGACCGCUAAAAAAAUAUAUUUCUGAUGAAAUAAGAUCAUGGAUCAGGAACAGUUCACGCCCCCUUACCCAAUAUGAUAUGAUGGAAGUAUUUGGACGAGCGUAUCUACGCACUCAAAGCGGUGAGAUAGCUGUCAGUGCUUUUCGUACAACAGGGCUAUAUCCAGUAGACAGAAAUGUUUUUAAAGAUCACGAGUUUAUUGAUAUGGAUGACCAAGAAAAUAGAAUCACCAAUCAAGAAAAUAUCACACCAGAACCAGCUGCUUCGUACUCUACUCCCGUAAUCGAAAAUAAAUCUUUUGACAUGACACCUUCCAUAAACGAAUCUGAUUUAAGUAAUGCGACGGCUAACGAUGCAACCUCAGUGUUAAGACACCAGAACAAUACUCCACCUGCGUGUUUCGAACAAGAUUUAGUUCCCGUUGCGACUUCGCCACAGCCAUCAACUUCAAGAGAUGAUAAUUUUAUAACGCCAUUCCAAUUAUCUCCGAUACCAGAAAUAACACCUAGGAAAGCUACUAACCGAGGCAGAAGGGCUGCGAAGUCGACAUUGCUUACAUCAUCCCCGUACAAAAAUGAAUUGCUGGAGUCGUUAAAAAAGAAACAAGACCAAAUCGAAAAACACAGGAAUAAAGCCAAACAAGGAAAGGGUAAAGGUAAAAAGACAAAGUCAAAAUAUAAGGACGUAAAAAUGUCUAGCUCAGAGGAAGAAAAUGAACCUCUGUACAACGACAGUUCUGACGAAAGUCCAGAUAGGAGCAAUGUUUCUGAUGCAAAAUGUUUGUAUUGUGAGGGUCUCUAUUCUAUGGAUAACAGAGGCGAAUCAUGGAUUCAAUGCCUAUGUUGUAAAUUAUGGGCUCACGAAGAAUGCUCAGGAGUGGAAACAGACGUUUUUUUCUGCGAAUUUUGUUCUGCAAAGUAA
This is a messenger RNA of Melitaea cinxia (Glanville fritillary), 1929 nucleotides long. RefSeq lists its product as uncharacterized. NCBI's taxonomy places the organism in Eukaryota, Metazoa, Arthropoda, Insecta, Lepidoptera, Nymphalidae. The coding region runs from base 1 to 1929 and encodes 642 amino acids. Gene Ontology annotation, cellular component: nucleus. Gene Ontology annotation, molecular function: DNA binding. The transcript has a single exon. The record is from RefSeq and is a predicted model, not a curated record.